AUGCAGGACCGCAAUUUUUUGAGCUAAUCUGAGUUUUAAAAUCAUGUCAAAGAACUUUCUGAUAUGACAUUAUAUCAAUUUUUUUUGUCAUUCACUUUCAUGAUUUAAAGGAAAUAGUUUCAAUUUAUUUUUUGACAUUAUAUGACUAAUUAGAUUUUUUUAAAUUUUGAAUUAUUCGCUAAAGAUAUACAAGAAUGAAUAACGAUUUAAGAGUAGCGGUGGUUUGUUCUAGUAACCAAAACAGAAGCAUGGAAGCUCAUGCAUUUCUUAGUAAGAAAGGUUUUAAAGUCCGAUCAUUUGGUUCUGGAAAUCAAGUAAAAUUACCUGGACCUGCUCCUGAUAAGCCUAAUGUUUAUGAUUUUAGUAUUUCUUAUGAACAAAUGUAUCAAGAUCUCUUAGCCAAAGACAAAGCUUUAUACACACAGAAUGGUCUGCUUCAUAUGCUGGAUCGCAACAGAAGAAUAAAAUCCCAUCCAGAAAGGUUUCAAUCUUGCUAUGAAAUAUUUGAUGUCAUUUUCACUGUAGAAGAACGUGUUUAUGAUCAAGUUGUAGAAGAACUUGCUAGUCGAUCUCCAAGAGAACUGUCUCCUGUACAUAUUAUAAAUAUUGACGUUCAAGAUAAUCAUGAAGAAGCUACCAUUGGUGCUUUUUUAGUUUGUGAAAUGGCAACUAUGAUGGCAGAAUCUGAAGAUCUUGAUAAUGAUAUUGACGAAUUACUUCAAGAAUUUGAAUCUAAAGCACAAAGACCUAUACUACAUACAGUGCAAUUUUAUUAAUUAAAAUUAAUUUUAUAUCUAUUUUUACUAGAGAAGCAGUAUUAUACAAUAUCAAUUUUUUUUCUAAAAUUUUUUUAUUGACCACAAUUACAUAUUUAGAUUUAAAUAAGCUAAUAAUAUAUAAAUUUAUUCUGAGUAAAUUAGAUGCACUCCUUAAUUUUUGAAUUUUUUUAACCUAAAAAAAACAUAAAUGUAGAAUUUGAUUUAUUUAAAUUAUCUGAAGAAAUGGGUAGAAGAGAGAUGAAAUCAUUAGUAAUGUCAACAUUUAUUGAAUGUUUUUUCUUAUAAUAAUUUAUUAUUUUUUAUGUAAGAUAUUUUCCCUGUUCAAAACACUGAUUUUUUUAAAUGAUAAAUGCUUUCAAUCUUGAGUAAAGGAAAUUUUUUUCAUAUAUUGCUUGCUGAGACAUUUCUUAAAUUUUUCUUUCCAUCACAAAUUACGAUAUGUGUACCUUGAUAUUCUUACUCAUUUUUUCUUUAACUUUUUACACAGUAAAUUAUGUAGAUUUAAAUUUUACCUCUAAACAAGAAAAUGGAAUUCUUCAAUUUGUGUUGAAAAUUUUAUUUGCUUCAUUGGUGCUGCAUUUUAGACUAUAUUUAAGUCACCUCAUCUGAUUAUUUGACUUGAAAAUGAAAUUUAUUAAUGGUAAUAAAUUGAGAAGUAUACCUUCAGUCAAAGCAAAGUUAUAAAAAUGUGCCUAUAUUAAUUAAUUAUU
Molecule: messenger RNA, 1489 nt
Organism: Argiope bruennichi
Lineage: Eukaryota; Metazoa; Arthropoda; Arachnida; Araneae; Araneidae
Gene: Ssu72
Product: RNA polymerase II subunit A C-terminal domain phosphatase SSU72-like
Exons: 5
Coding region: 195-776 (193 amino acids)
Biological process (GO): termination of RNA polymerase II transcription
Cellular component (GO): nucleus; mRNA cleavage and polyadenylation specificity factor complex
Molecular function (GO): RNA polymerase II CTD heptapeptide repeat phosphatase activity
Source: RefSeq, a predicted model, not a curated record